Molecule: messenger RNA, 2331 nt
Organism: Trichomonas vaginalis G3
Lineage: Eukaryota; Parabasalia; Trichomonadida; Trichomonadidae
Exons: 1
Coding region: 1-2331 (776 amino acids)
Source: RefSeq, a predicted model, not a curated record
AUGCGUGCUUUUGAAAGUUGUGGGAAACUUCAAACGAUUAAUUUCACAAACUGUGAAAAUCUUACUCAAAUACAAACCAGAGCAUUUUCUGGCUGCCAUUUGCUAUCUGAUAUUAUUCUUCCUAAAAAUCUCAAAGAAAUAUCAAACAGCGCAUUUUCGGGUUGUCAUUCAUUGUCUACAAUUUGUAUUCCAGAUGAAGUUAUAUCUUUAGGAGAAUAUUGUUUUGCUAAAUCAUAUUCUUUAAGUUCAAUAACUAUCAGUCCUAAUUCCAAACUUGAAAUUAUAGCUGCAUAUGUUUUUAUGGAAACCCCAUUAAAACAGAUUUUUCUUCCAAAGAAUCUAAGAAGUAUUACUCACGAAACCUUUAAAGAUUGUAGAACCAUAGAAUUUAUAGAAUGUGAUGCUCAAAGUACUAAUUAUUUUGCAGAAGAUAAUGUUUUAUAUAAUAAGCAAAAGACUAUAAUUAUUAUAUUCCCAUACAAUAAUGUUACUUCAUUUAGGAUGCCAGACACUGUAACAGUUAUUGGAGAUAAUGCAUUUGUUUAUUCAUUGUUAGAAGAAAUAACAUUCAGUCCGGUAUUAAAUUUGAUACAGGUAAAUGCUUUCGCAUAUUCACAUUUGAAGUCAUUUACAAUUCCGGAUUCUGUUACAAUGAUUUAUGGUUGGGCGUUUUAUAAUUGUAAAUAUCUUGAUACAGUCAUUCUUGGAAAAAAUCUCACAAUUAUUCCAAACUCUUGCUUUGCAUAUUCAAAUAUUUCUCAAAUAACAAUUCAAGAAGGUGUUAAAACAAUUGAGUCGUGUGCAUUUUUUAAAUGCAUAAAUCUUAAGAGUGCAAUAAUACCAAAUAGUGUUCAAAACUUUGGAGGUUCGUGCUUUCCAAACGAUAUAAAUCUCACAUUACCUCCAAAUUCCCAGUUUUGGUUUGAUCAUCAAAAUAUUCUUUAUAACUCAAAUAGAGAUACAAUUAUCUUGUGUUUGAGUUUAAAUGAAAGAUAUGACAUUCCUGAUAAUGUCACUGAAAUAACCCAAGCAGCUUUUCGUGGAAUUACGGAAUUGAUUACAAUUAAUUUCCUUCCAAAUUCCAAAUUAAUUUGGAUUGGGGAUGGGGCUUUUCGUGAUUGCAUUAAUCUCCAGUAUAUUAAUCUCCCGAAUUCUAUAAAAUCAAUAGGUGGCGAUGCCUUUAGUGGAUGUCAUAAGUUCAAUUUAACAGAGUUUCCUGAAUCAUUGACUUUUAUAGGGAACAGUGCAUUCAUAGGAUGUGAUUUACUAACUGAGAUUCAUUUUAAAAUCAACCUAAUAAAAAUUGAUAAUUAUGCUUUCAUGACUGUACAAUCAUUAGAAACAGUACUUUUUGAAUCAAGCCCCACUACAUUAAAUCAUGGGGUUUUUGCACAUUGCAAAAAACUCAAAACAAUCAAGUUAAGUGAUAAAACUACUACUAUAUACAAUUCUGUCUUCGAUAAUUGUUUUUCAUUGAAAUCAAUUGAACUUCCUCCAUCAUUAACAACUCUUGGAGGAUCCGUCUUUUACUAUUCUGGUGUUGAAAACAUAACAUUUGUGGGAAAUCCACCAAUUGAAACUAUAAGGACAUUAACUUUUGAUUGUGCAACAAAAUUACGCAAUAUCAUUCUUUCAGAUUGCAUCAAAGAAAUAAAAGCCAACGCUUUUCAAUAUACUAACAUUACAACAUUUAGAGUACCAAAUCAAACAAUAGUCAUAUCAGAAUAUGCAUUCAGUCAAUGUACAAAUUUAGAACGAUUUAUUAUUCCUGAAAAUUGCUCAUUGCAAAGUCUUGGAUAUUCAGCAUUCGAGGGUUGUAAGUCAUUGAGAGCAUUCGAAUGCCAUGAUAGUGAAUACUUUUCAGUGAUCAAUGGUGUUCUUUUUGAUAAGAACAAAACUUCAUUGGUUUGCUUCCCUCCUGCAUCUGAACUCAUGUACUUCUAUAUUCCUGAAACAGUUCACAACAUAUCUGGUGGUGCAUUUCUUGAAUGUAGAAACCUAAUUAAUAUUCUCAUUCCCGAUUAUUCUGUGCAAACAAUUGGGCGUUAUGCAUUUGCAGAUUGUGUUUCGUUAACACAUAUCAAUCUUCCAAUUUGCGUUACUGAAAUUGGAUCACAUGCAUUCGCAAAUUGUUACAAACUUAAAUGUGGUGUAGAUAUACAGAAUCGAACUCAAUCUUAUCUCGAUAACCUUUUCCAACUUGCAUUUCUUAAUAAAGAAGCAGUUGUUGAGUGUCACAAAUUAACCUGCAAAAAACAGAUGAAUCCUAGUUAUUUGAAAUCCUUGACAAUUAUUGGGAUCAUUGAUGAAAAAUUUCUAGGAUUAUUAUAA